AUGGUAGCUUGGUUUUUGUCCGCCUUCUUCACUGUAUCCGGAACCUUUAGCAUGAAUCUUCGACGUAUAGCUAGCAACUUGAUGUUGGUUUCCUGUCUUUUGCUUGCCUUAUUUUUCUAUCUCAAGACAUACACCAACCUCCGUCAGCAUAAACUCAGAAUGGAGAGUUCUUUUGGCGUUUCCUACUAUCGCAAAUCAACCAACAGCAUGUUCAUUGUUUUUUGCCUAUUUUUGAGUACUUAUCUACCUUUCGUAUUUGCUUUAGUUGCUGCUACGGCCUUUGGCUUCAGCAGUUUUCCCCAGCUUUUUGCCCUCGAUAACACUUCGUUUCUCGCUUUGUUAAAUUCGUCUCUUAACCCAGUGGUUUAUUGUUGGAGGAUCAAAGAAAUUCAAAGGGAG
Messenger RNA from Porites evermanni, 399 nucleotides. NCBI's taxonomy places the organism in Eukaryota, Metazoa, Cnidaria, Anthozoa, Scleractinia, Poritidae. The record is from the annotation of a GenBank genome assembly.